Molecule: messenger RNA, 683 nt
Organism: Zymoseptoria tritici IPO323
Lineage: Eukaryota; Fungi; Ascomycota; Dothideomycetes; Mycosphaerellales; Mycosphaerellaceae
Product: SNARE complex subunit SEC22
Exons: 3
Coding region: 39-683 (214 amino acids)
Biological process (GO): endoplasmic reticulum to Golgi vesicle-mediated transport; retrograde vesicle-mediated transport, Golgi to endoplasmic reticulum; vesicle fusion with Golgi apparatus
Cellular component (GO): endoplasmic reticulum membrane; endoplasmic reticulum-Golgi intermediate compartment; SNARE complex
Molecular function (GO): SNAP receptor activity
Source: RefSeq, a predicted model, not a curated record
CUCAACCCUCCCACCACCUCCCCAAGCCACCGCUCCAAAUGAUCUACACCACCCAAAUCGUCCGCCUCGACGGCCUCACCCUCGUAGCCUCCGUCGACGACGCCCAAGCCUCCGACCUCGCCGAACUAAAAGGCAACAUCCGCCAAGUCAUCAAAAAACUGACCCCCAACUCGGAACCGCGAGCAUCUCUCGAAAGCGCAAAUUACACAAUCCACUACGUCCUCGCCGACACAAUCGCCUACCUCGCCAUAACCGAACGCUCCUACCCCAAAAAGCUCGCCCUGACCUACCUCGAAGACGUCCGCGCCGAAUUCCAAACCUCCUACGAUCGCUCCGCAUACCUCGAUCCCCAACUGCGACCCUACGCGUACGGAGAAUUCGAUCGUUUCAUCGAGCGCACCAAAAAAACCUACCAGGACUCCCGGGCGACGGACAAUUUGGGUCGCUUGAACGACGAAUUGAAAGAUGUGACGCAAGUCAUGACGAAGAAUAUCGAGGAUCUGUUGUAUCGGGGGGACUCGUUGGAGAAGAUGGGUGACAUGUCCUCCCGACUAAGAGAGGACUCGGCAAAGUACAAGCGCGCCGCGGUACGGAUCAACUGGGAAUUGCUGCUCAAACAAUACGGACCAUUCGCAGGGUUGGGACUGGUGAUUCUGCUGUUGUUGGUGUGGAGGUUUUGGUGA